CCUCUUCAGCUGAAUUAAUUACAGUCAAAAAUGGCAGCCUACAUGGGACAUGCCGAAUGCUGAGCCGAGUCGAUGAACUAAUUUUUUACUCAAAAUAAAUGUUUCAAGAACCAUGGCUGUUGCAGAUAUUACGGCACACCUUAGGAGGACAAUAAUAAGCUUUAGAAAUACUAAAAGAUUCGACACAAUAUGUAGAAUCAAUCAAGUUCGAGCUGUCUCAACAUCCCUCGCCAUGUCAAACUCGGCUGCCAGCGGGAGAAGCGGACACCAGGUCGGGGACCGGGCCCCGAGCAGUACUUCGAUGUUGCCGAGAAGCCCGAUGCACUUUUCAAGGGGUCUGGCAUCCAGAGCUCAUAUGAAGUACAACAAGAGGAAAAAAGAGCCAGUGGAUCGAUUCGGUGGAUUGGACCCUGCCCAGCCCAGAUUGGGUUUUGAAAAAGUCAAGGAAUUAGAAACAGCCAAUGAAAAUGUCAAGAAGCUUUUCAGCUUGGACUUUGGAACAGGGAAUGAUUUACAUAAUAUGAGGAGGAAGCUCUCACAGGACUUUGUCCGAGACAAACCAGAUGAGAAAGAUGACCUUGCUGUCAAAAUUGCCACUAUUACGGAGCACAUCAGGGCCCUGGCACCACAUGUGGAAAACAACAAAAAGGAUUCGGUCAACAAAGUGCGGAUGCUGAAUGCGAUAGACCGCCGCCGGAAGAUGCUCAAGUACCUGCGGAAGCGGAACUACGAGCGCUUUGAGCGGCUCCUGGUGGAGCUGAAUCUGACCUGGACCCCUCCUCCAGAGUUCUACAGGAGGAAGACCAGGCGCUCCAUGGAGAAGAAGGCCACAGUCCAGGAGGCCUAUGCCAAGCGGACGCUGGCUCUGAAGGAGUUUGAGACGAGGUGGAGGCAGGAGCAGCUCCUGGAGAUCGCUCAUUUGAAGGAGGAGCUCGGGAAGGAGCUGACUGAGGAGGAGCAGGGUCUGCUGACAAAGAGCAGGGAGGAGACGACUGUGUAGCUUGGAAGAGGAGCCAUCUUGAUAGCUGGACUUUAGGGAAAGGACUGUGUGUGAAGGAGAGGGAGUGUAUGAAUAAACUUUGAAAUAUUACAUAAUCACUGAUAGAUUGAGAUAGAUUGACCUGGGAGUGAUCAGUGUAACUUAUCACAAAUUGUCAUCAGUGUUUUCAUCGGCCUUUUAUAGGCAAUUGAUUUCAAGCCCAAAAUGAAAUUCAACUGGUCCGAUUAGGUGAAGCUGUCAGGUCUGAAAACUGUUAAACACAAGGAGAACGUAUCAUUAAUUCUAGUUUUUACUUCGAAGUACCAGAAAAAGUUUCCCAAAUGUAUUUGGGACUUUGUAGUGUCACUGAGCAAAACAAAGAGAAAGGAAGUAUGGCUUGGAUUUUUGACAUUCAGCUUAGACAUUUGCUUGAAGCAUGCAUCUUGUUUGCAUUAGUUUUUUCCUAAUACUUUGCACACUCUUUGCAAGUCAUUACAGAAAUCCUCUGUUGAAAGCCAAAAGGGCGUUAAAUCUACAUAAACUAUAUAGGCCAAUGCUCUUUUUGCUCUCAGCAAAGGAAAUGGAGGUAUAGUGUUAUCUAGAGUUAUAAUGAUAACACGAUAUUGUUGCUUUGAUUACAGAAAGAAAGUAAACUUAACACUGAAUUUUACAAGAUGAACUGCUCAGGUUAAAUUGAACAUUUGCAGCAAUCUGGGUUAUGUUGAUGCCCAGAAUCUAAGUCUGGAUUUCCUAAAAUUCCAUGAAGGUGCUCAUGUAUAAAGACCAUCAAUUAUAAUUCCAGAUCAAUUAUGGAAAUAAAUUACACUGUAGUGUGACACCAUCUAACUGACUGUUGGUUUUAGUUAAUUAUGUAAAAAAAAGCUGAUUAAUAUGCAAAAUAAAAUGAGAGGAAAUCAAAUUUGUUAUCUUCACUGCAUGCAUGACAUGCAGUCUCUCAACUUGAGUAGGUUAUUUGUGUUUUUCAGUCAUUUAGAAUAUCACCACAUCUGUUGAAAGGUAUUUUGCAUCCUCUCCAAUAUCAGCCCAUCUACUGCUUCAUAAACAAACCAGAAAUAAUUUAAUCCAGUUUCUCUUGUAUAUGCAAUCCACUUCUUUGUAGGACUCAAAGACUCGACAGGAUUCCUUGCUCUAGAUUUGUUUGUCUGUUCUUGGAUAAUAUAGUUAUUAUCAAUAAUGUUGAGCAAAGAUGCAUUAGAUGAUACUCCAUAUAUAGAAGUAUUAAAGACAAAAUACAUUUGUUUAAUACA
Messenger RNA from Strongylocentrotus purpuratus (purple sea urchin), 2247 nucleotides. RefSeq names its product 28S ribosomal protein S15, mitochondrial. Gene Ontology annotation, biological process: translation. The transcript is spliced from 6 exons. NCBI's taxonomy places the organism in Eukaryota, Metazoa, Echinodermata, Echinoidea, Camarodonta, Strongylocentrotidae. The record is from RefSeq and is a predicted model, not a curated record. Gene Ontology annotation, cellular component: ribosome. The coding region runs from base 113 to 1000 and encodes 295 amino acids. Gene Ontology annotation, molecular function: structural constituent of ribosome.